UAAAUUAGUAGUACCAUACGAAAUCAGCACAGCCAAACGGGAGGCACAUAAAAAAAUUGAAUGUGCAUUUUUCCUACGGAACCGCGAGCACGAGAGCCAAAGGAUUGCCGAGCGAGCCCAAGCAUUGCGCUGACCCGGUGAACGACAUACGAAGCUGUCCCUCCGCCCCGUCAACGCCCAGCAGUCCGAUUCACCGCUUCCCCGUCGCCUCGGCUGCCGCCAUCCUCCGGGUGAAGAUGUCCGACUACAGCGACCUGGACCGCCAGAUCGAGCAGCUGAAGCGCUGCGAGAUCAUCAAGGAGAACGAGGUUAAGGCCCUGUGCGCCAAGGCGCGCGAGAUUCUUGUGGAGGAGGGCAACGUGCAGCGGGUGGACUCGCCGGUGACCGUGUGCGGCGACAUUCACGGCCAGUUCUACGACCUGAAGGAGCUCUUCAAGGUUGGCGGCGAUGUGCCCGAGAAGAACUACCUGUUCAUGGGCGACUUCGUGGACCGCGGCUACUACAGCGUGGAAACGUUCCUGCUGCUGCUGGCCCUGAAGGUUCGCUAUCCGGACCGCAUCACACUGAUCCGCGGCAACCACGAGUCCCGCCAGAUCACCCAGGUGUACGGCUUCUACGACGAGUGCCUGCGCAAGUACGGCUCGACGGCCGUGUGGCGCUACUGCACGGAGAUCUUCGACUACCUCAGCCUCUCGGCGAUCAUCGACGGCAAGAUCUUCUGCGUGCACGGCGGCCUGUCGCCGUCGAUCCAGUACCUCGAUCAGAUCCGCAGCAUCGAUCGCAAGCAGGAGGUGCCGCACGACGGGCCCAUGUGCGAUCUGCUGUGGAGCGAUCCGGAGGAUCAGACCGGCUGGGGCGUCUCGCCGCGCGGCGCAGGCUAUCUCUUUGGCUCCGACGUCGUCUCCCAGUUCAAUCGAACCAACGAGAUCGACAUGAUUUGCCGCGCACAUCAGCUGGUGAUGGAGGGCUUCAAGUGGCACUUUAACGAAACCGUUCUCACUGUCUGGUCGGCGCCGAAUUACUGCUAUCGCUGCGGCAAUGUGGCUGCCAUCUUGGAGCUGAACGAGUACCUGCACCGCGACUUUGUCAUCUUCGAGGCGGCCCCGCAAGAGAGUCGCGGCAUACCCUCGAAGAAGCCCCAGGCGGACUACUUCCUCUAAGACGAGCACGGGAGGAGGGAGGUGGAAAAUCAUCUAGGAAAAUGAAAACUGCCAGCCUGCCUAAGCUAAGCAAACGCGAACCGCAACCAUUGUAACAUAAACGUAAGCUAGGAUAUCAAACAGCCGGACACAGUUUUAGUUCUAACGUUCCGGAGUUCCACUUGGAUAUCUUCUUUUUUUUAUACAUCUGUUUACCUCUGUCUGUGUCUAAUCUGGCAAUUCGCGAUCUUUUGAUGGCUGUUUGUGCUGUUACGUGGAAGUCAUCUAGUGUAGACGUCAAUAUCAUGGAUUGCAUCUAGCUGCUAACUAAUAGGAUUAAUGACCCCUGUGUCCGAGACUCCUGCGAAUUCGCCUGGCGCAGACGGUGCGCCACUGCCGUCUUCUCGACGCGAAUUCCCCGAGAUCGGGCAACGUACCAUAAACAUAGUCGUUACACGUAGGUUAAGGCCCUUAACUAUAAUGACCGACGGACUGCAUGAAGUCGGCGGAGUUAGGACGGAAUUACGAGGCAAACGAGGUCGUCGUUAUGUUUACUGAUUAGAAAACGACUUUGCAGCUAGAGAAAACAGCUGGGGAGAGCCAGAUACGAAGAAAAAUGUGUAGUAAUUCGUAGUAUGUAAGAGAACAUUUUAAGUACGCCCCAGAUUGGGAUAUUAUAUACAAAUAAUUAUAUAUACUUAUAUUUAAAAUAAAGAUUGUAAGCCGA
Messenger RNA from Drosophila takahashii, 1866 nucleotides. RefSeq names its product protein phosphatase 19C (gene Pp4-19C). Gene Ontology annotation, biological process: double-strand break repair via homologous recombination. The record is from RefSeq and is a predicted model, not a curated record. Gene Ontology annotation, molecular function: protein serine/threonine phosphatase activity. Lineage: Eukaryota; Metazoa; Arthropoda; Insecta; Diptera; Drosophilidae. Gene Ontology annotation, cellular component: nucleus; cytoplasm.